GUGCUUCACUCGCAAAAGGUCUAGUUUAUGAAUAUUAUUUCCUGCAGGUGGUUGAUAGCUCGACUUUAGAAUGUCGAAGUUGAUUGUAACUUUGCUCUUGAUUGGGAUAUUGAUAGUUUGCGAUGGAUCUCCGCUGUCCCAUGAGAGCUCUGAGUCAAAUGAAUCAAAUGCACCGACCAAGAUGGAUUUUUUGGAAAAAAUAAGUGAACAAUGUAGAAACAACACUGGCUCCGAUGAUGCCUUCUUGGAAUUAAUGGAAUCAUUUGAAAAUGUGUCAAGAUGUGUGUUGAAAUUCGAUAUAGAGAGCUUUAACACCGAUUUCGAACAGCUGACGAACGCAACACGAACAGCAUUCUUUACCAAAUACUGUGCUGAAGUGCGACCGCUCGUUUCUUGCUUUGAUGAUGUAUUCGAUAGUAUGACGCCAUGUAUCAAGGAAAGUGGAUUCAAAGUUAUGAAGGUAUUUUUUGACAGUUUUCCGGAAACCUUGGACGUUGCGUGUAAAAACGACGGGGAAAUAAUAUUCAAACUGAAAGACGAGACACGCAAGAACUGUUUUAUGGAGCAAGGAAAACAAUUGUCGGAGUGUGUUGGUAAAUAUAUGAGUAGCGCAAUAUGGAAUGAUGAUUGGAAUUCCGAACUGACGCAAGACAAAUGCAGCAUACUUACGAGCUACAGAAGCUGCUUGAUGGAACCACUGGACGCUUGCGAUUUGUCUGACUUGAUAAGCAUUUACGAUGUGCCCAUGAAUGCUAUGUUGCGUCUGACACCUUGUGCCAAUACUACGGAGGAACUGAGGGUUGAAACGCAUCAGAACAACGCGACUGAAGUGAUUUAAAGCAGAUGAUACAAUUAACCAUGCUGUUUGGAAGUAUCUCGAAAAAGUAAUAAAGGAAAUUGAAAAUCAAUAUAGC
Molecule: messenger RNA, 914 nt
Organism: Anopheles aquasalis
Lineage: Eukaryota; Metazoa; Arthropoda; Insecta; Diptera; Culicidae
Product: 27 kDa hemolymph protein-like
Source: RefSeq, a predicted model, not a curated record